AGCGUGCGCGGAGGCAGGGUCAGCUUUCACAAGGACCAAAGACAAUCAGGUUAAAGAAAAACACUCUCAGAUGUUGUUUGCUUUUCUGGGGACAAAAAUAAGAAAGGACGUCAACCUGAAGGAGGAAAAGGAAAGCGAGGCCAUGCAGGCUGACAUCGGGGGCGAGGAAGAUGAGACGUUCACUGACAUCUCGCUGGCAGACGACACAGUGGACAGCAGACCUGCAGCCCUGUAUACUAAGCCGGAGAACGAGCUCUUCAUCAUGAACUGUGAUAUAGACGGGGAUAUGGAAAACCAGGUGGAGAUGGAGGAGAAGACUCGGCUUAUAAAUCAGGUGUUGGAACUUCAGCAUACUCUGGAAGACCUGUCAGCGCGGGUGGAUGCAGUGAAGGAGGAGAACUUGAAGUUAAAGUCUGAGAACCAGGUUCUCGGGCAGUAUAUUGAGAACCUCAUGUCCGCGUCCAGUGUCUUUCAGACCACCGACACCAAGAGCAAACGGAAGUGAGGACUUCCUGUCUCAGUCUCCAACCAGUGGGCCGCUGAAGCAAACAAGAAUCUGGAAUGAAUACUAUUGGAUCUAUAACAAAUACCAUUGUGACCAUUAAGCUUCUUUUCAAUACAUGUUUUUUUAUUUAUUUUAUGUAUUGUCCCAAGUGGAAGUCACCACGUCCACGCGUUGCAUGUUCGUUCUUGGUUUUUUUCCACUGCCCGGCACAACAUUGUGGAAAAUGUAUUAGAGUGGCAUGUGCACCUUAUUGCAGCAUUUGUUAGUCCAGCUUAUCAGUCAUAAAAUAAAACAGUUGAGUUUUUAACAACAGUGAAUACUAAAAAAAUAAAAUAGGUUAGCGUAGCUCUAUCAUUGGUUUGUAAAUGAGGACGGGUUGGACAGGAAGUAAAGAUGCUUUCUACUGUAGGGCCGCCAAAACAAAAGCAUCAAAGUGGUUUAGAGUGCUAUUGAUCUGCUGUGGCAGGCCAGGACAAAGCUGCAAACGACUGAAGCAUCAAGUAAAGGGCGUGUCCAUUAACAAGGAACAACACUGCAAAAUUGUACUUACUGCCAAAAUCUUUAUUUUUUUUGGCAAAGUUUUACCUCGUGUGUUAACAAUGGGUGAAAAGGGAAAGAUCGCUCUAAGUUAUUUAUUUUGAUAUUUUCAAGUUGUAUUCUAUGAGUAGAUACCCAGCACUGUUCCUUUUGUUUUUAAUAAAAGCUUAAGCUCAA
Molecule: messenger RNA, 1219 nt
Organism: Dunckerocampus dactyliophorus (ringed pipefish)
Lineage: Eukaryota; Metazoa; Chordata; Actinopteri; Syngnathiformes; Syngnathidae
Product: short coiled-coil protein A
Exons: 5
Coding region: 71-505 (144 amino acids)
Cellular component (GO): trans-Golgi network
Source: RefSeq, a predicted model, not a curated record